Molecule: messenger RNA, 492 nt
Organism: Argentina anserina (silverweed cinquefoil)
Lineage: Eukaryota; Viridiplantae; Streptophyta; Magnoliopsida; Rosales; Rosaceae
Exons: 1
Coding region: 1-492 (163 amino acids)
Molecular function (GO): nucleic acid binding
Source: RefSeq, a predicted model, not a curated record
AUGGAAGCUUUGCCAUGGGCUGAGUACUGGUACAACACAGCUCACCACUCAACUAUCAAAAUGACUCCUUUUCAAGCCCUCUAUGGCUAUGGACCUCCAGCAAUCAGACCAUAUGUGCCUGCUCAACUAAUGUUGAUUGGCAAUUGCAGACUAGAUAUGAACUGUAAGCUAUUUUUGAAAAGGAAUUUGGAAGUGGCACAGUCUAGGAUGAAGCUGCAGUAUGACAAAAGACAUGUGGAAAGAGAGUUUCACGUUGGAGAUUGGGUGUAUUUUGAAACUCCAGCCUUACAGGCAGCGAAGUAUAGCAAAAAGGAAGAUUCACAACCUUGCACCAAGGUACUAUUGUCUUAUCAGGUUGAAGAAAGAAUUGGAAGUGUUUCUUAUAAGUUGCAAUUGCCGGCUUCAGCUAAGAUUCACCCUAUCUUUCAUGUAUCUCUCCUCAAGAAGAAAAUUGGCUCGCAGGCAGUAACAACACCACAUCUUCCUCCAUAG